GAUAUCAAUUUAAAAUUCCUAGGACUCGAGCCGUUGAAGAAGUACGUCACCUCGCGUUUCUGGUUCACGUAUCGAAGGAAUUUCGCGCCUAUAGGUGGAACGGGGCCGGAAACCGAUCAAGGAUGGGGGUGCAUGUUGCGAUGUGCCCAAAUGCUACUUGGCGAAGUCCUGCUACGAAGGCACAUUGGGAGAAAUUUUGAAUGGAAGGAGGGCAAUCCACCAUCAGGCGACUACGAACGCAUUCUCAGGAUGUUUCUAGAUGAAAAGACUGCUCUCUUCUCAAUUCAUCAAAUAGCUCAAAUGGGUGUUUCUGAAGGAAAAUCCGUCGGUGAAUGGUUUGGGCCCAACACGGCGGCGCAGGUUAUAAAAAAGCUCGCUGUGUUUGAUUCAUGGUCAGGAAUAGCCGUACAUGUGGCCCUUGAUAACAUUCUUGUAUCAAGUGAUGUGCAAACCAUAGCCACUUUAGCGCCUCCCAAAGAUGCCAUCAAAUUAAUUAUGGAAGAUAAUCGAAAUGUGGAUGAAUCAUAUCUUACGCUCGUCAAUGAGUCUUCAGUGUCGGACGACCAAAAGUGCGAUUGGCGACCACUUCUGAUACUUGUCCCUUUACGGCUGGGACUGACCAGUAUUAACCGUUGUUACCUACCUGCUAUUGAGAAUUACUUCAAACUCGAUUCAUGUGUUGGUAUAAUUGGAGGUAGGCCUAACCAUGCACUUUACUUCAUUGGUAUAGCAGGUGAUAAGCUCAUCUACCUUGAUCCUCACUAUUGCCGCCCCUCAGUUCUAGAAAAAUAUGGGAAUACGAGAUUUGAGGAUGGAUUUGAUGCGCUUGAUGUGAACGAAGAUGUACCCGCUUCCGUAUCUCUCAAAGGAUUGAACGACGAAACUCUGGAUGAUAGUUCAUUUCAUUGUAAAAUGCUUCUUCACAUGAGUUAUGACCAGAUCGAUCCAUCGAUGGCACUGGCAUUCUUUUGCGAGUCGGCGGAUGCGUUUGAAAGGCUUACUCUUGAUCUCAAAAAUGAGGUGUUUCCGGCUUCACAACCACCCCUUUUCGAGCAAUUGGAAAACCGUCCGAAGUACUGGCCACCUUUCGAACCUUACACGGGUGUGAAGGCGAAAAUUGAAAUGAAAGAAUUUGACGACAUGUGCGCCCCUAAUUAUGUCAUCGAUGACGGUUUUGAAAUUCUCGAAGAAACUGAAGAUCCCCUCACCGAUUUAGCUGAUGAUAUGUUAGAUGCCUGA
Molecule: messenger RNA, 1239 nt
Organism: Haemonchus placei
Lineage: Eukaryota; Metazoa; Nematoda; Chromadorea; Rhabditida; Trichostrongylidae
Source: the annotation of a GenBank genome assembly